Lutzomyia longipalpis is the source of this 1876-nucleotide messenger RNA. RefSeq names its product SNAPIN protein homolog. Gene Ontology annotation, biological process: intracellular protein transport; lysosome localization; regulation of synaptic vesicle exocytosis. The record is from RefSeq and is a predicted model, not a curated record. The transcript is spliced from 2 exons. The coding region runs from base 39 to 497 and encodes 152 amino acids. Lineage: Eukaryota; Metazoa; Arthropoda; Insecta; Diptera; Psychodidae. Gene Ontology annotation, molecular function: S-adenosylmethionine-dependent methyltransferase activity; nucleic acid binding; protein methyltransferase activity. Gene Ontology annotation, cellular component: BORC complex; BLOC-1 complex; synaptic vesicle.
UGGCGCUGUUUUGCUUUUGAGGUUAUGUUGUCAUAAAAAUGGAUCGUGACGACAGCGAGAGUACAACAUCCCUUGAGGAGGAAAAUACUGAGAAUUUCUGUGAUAAUCCAACAAGAGAUACCCUCGCUGAGGGUUUGAUGGGCCUAUUCAAGCCUGCCAUUGAUCAAUUGGAUGACAAAGUUCGCACUACAAGAGUAUCACAAUUGGAGCUGAAAGAACAACUAGAUAGAUUGCAUGAGGAGUUGAAGAAGAUUCAGGAAUCCCAGAAAACACCUCCGGAACUGGAUGCUUACGUGAAGAAAUUAAUUAACGUCAAGCACAAAGUCACAGUGGUCACGAACGUUCUCCAGGGAGCUCAGGAUCGCCUCAAUAGGCUCCAUCAGCAGGUGGAUAGGGAGAAAUUGCGAAGGAAAACCCUCCUUGAUUCGGAACUUGCCACUUCUGCUCCGCAUUUGGGCUCAUCCGAAGAAGCUUCGGCAAACGCUCCUACAAAUUAAAUUAUAUUUAAUCUACAUUUACCAUUUCCCGGAAAACUUGCUGUGUACCUGGAGAUGGAAACGCCUUUUCUUACUCAUUUAACACAAGAAGAUUAUAAGGUGCGAGUAAUGGAUUUAGCUGGAAUUUUAUCUUCUAUGCAGUUACCAUACUUUUCCAUGGGAUAGGCGAUUUAUAAAUUAACCCUUUUACGUCCACAUGAAACAUUCUCAGAGAACAUUUCUCAGGCAAAACUUCUUCUUUGGCCUCUUCUACGUGAAUUUAAUGCAAUUUUCACCUUUGGGUCUACGUAUGACCCAAAAAAUGCGAAAGGGUUAACAUUGAUUUAGCCCCAGUUUCCCGUAAAAUGUGAUCUAAUCUUUAAUUUUUUUCAUUGUAGUUUGUCUACGAAGCAGCAGAAGACAGUUUUCUCCUAUUGGAUGCCCUCGAGGAAGAUCUCAUACAGAUUAGGGCUCAGAAGCCCAUUCUCUGUGUUGAAAUUGGAUCAGGAAGUGGUGUUAUCAUCACUGCCCUGGCCAAGAGUCUCUCAUCAUCUGCCCAUUGUAUUGCAAUCGAUAUCAAUCAGCAUGCUUGCAAGGUAAUAAAACCAAGGCAAAGAAUAUCCGCCAAAAGGAAAACCCUGCGGAAAACCCUAAUGAGUGUGUGGAACAGUGAGAGAGGAGGACAAUCCCCAAGAAACGACAAGCGAAACCACUGAAGAAGAGCCGUUCUUAAGCUGUACCCAUACCUUUUGUUAGAAAGAUGGUUUUCGUUGUUUUUUCUCACUUACUCCUUGUCAAAUUGUAUCGCGCUGUCACUGUCAAACAAGAAACGCGAUUAAUUGCUGCUUUUCCUUGGGAGAGCGGGAAUUUCCUCUGACGAACACCUGAAGCAACCUGAACACCUGAAAAAAAAGAAAAGAAAACCAAGGCUCUUGGGAAAGUUUUCUAAUGACUCUCCUUAAUCUUCUAGGCCACAAAGAGGACAUCCCAGGCCAAUGGAGCCACCGUGGAUGUGAUUGCCAUGGAUUUAUUGAGCAGCUUUCGGGCCAAUUCAAUUGAUUUGCUCAUCUUCAAUCCACCCUACGUGCCCACGGAAGAGAAUGAAGCAAAUUCGGAGGAUCAGGAGACAUUUGCUGGAUGUUUAGCUAAAUCCUGGGCGGGUGGGGUAGAUGGAUGUGCCACAGUGAGGAGAUUACUACCAUCCUUGGGGGAGAAAUUGUCACAAAGUGCCGCGUUCUACCUUCUGCUUCUUCGUGAGAAUAAACCUCGAGAAAUGCUGAAGACAUUCCACGAAAUGGGCUUCACGGGUAGUAUUGUAAAAGAGAGAAGAAUCCGUGGGGAAUAUCUGUAUAUUCUCAAGAUCGUGAGAUGCAAUUCAAUAAAAUAAUUAACAUAUUUUA